UGAAUAGAAGGAGAUCCAGUGAGUGUAACCUAAAUUGUGCAGUAGAAGUGACUCCAGGGACGUGGACGAUUCGACUCUAAAAUCAGCACGGUAGGCCUACAUAUUUUAUUUAUAGCACAAAAAUGUUGUGCUUUUCACUUAUCCGAUUUUGCCCCGUCCAGACGAACCAAGCCGUUUCUAGUAUUGAUUUGGCAGGAAGAUAGGCUACGUCGGUAAAUGACACAGACCAGCUUCCGUGGACUUCACAAGGUAGGUGAAGUGACUGAAGAAAGGAACACCGACAUUUCGCGAGAUCAACUCAUAGAAUUGGAUCUCGCUCAGCCUCAUGUGAAGGCAGAGUUGGUGGGGAAAAGUGGUGCGUCGUCGAGCAGCCGCAAAGAAACUGACGAUGCUUGCGGAGAUCUUGCGCUUCAACGUCGCGUCUUGUAGCCUUUGAACCGGGAAUACCACUCUGCAGUCUGAGGAUAAAACUGUUAAAUUCCGCCUCACAUGGGGAGGAUUAUUCAUUUAAACUGACUGCUAUAUAAUGACAGUUUUAUCCGGUUUUAACCGCGGUUUCCUAAACUUGCCAAUGACAUUCUAUUUUACUUGAACUUGAGGUAAUCGCAUCAAUCUGCCUCGCAGUCAACAACUGCAACAGUAGUGACUAUCACAAGCUGAAGAAAAAUACGGAAUUUGAUAAAAGGGAUUUCCUGUCAAUCAUAAUCUCCAGGCUUUUCCUGCACUAAUUUACCCCUCAAAAUGGAUGCCAACGACGGGCUAUCGAAACACCACUGGAAUAAGUAUUCACCCUUUACCGAGUUCGAGCACAGUGUUUAAACACACCCGUUAAAGUGGGAAAGAAGAUCAAGGAUAAAAUUCGACAGGACGGAGGAGGAUGCAGACUGGAGUGAAAGCACUCUCCGCAGGUGGAGGAGCGUCAAUUUGCUGUCUUUUGCUCCUGUGGGUGAUCUACUCGCAUCUCCUGAGAGAGGGCCAGUUGGCGGUGGGCACCUGUGAGAUUGUGAUGAUGAACAGGGACAGCAGCGUGCCCAGGCGCACCAUCGCCCGGCAGACUGCCCGCUGCGCCUGCAGAAGAGGCCAGAUCGCCGGCACCACGCGGGCGAGGCCUGCCUGCGUAGACGCGCGUAUCGUGCGUAGCAGACAGUGGUGUGAAAUGGGGCCCUGCCUGGACGGAGAGGUGUGCGGCCUCCUCUAUAACCGCUCCGGCUGGACCUGCACCAAAGGCAGCGGCCGCAUCAAGACCGUCACGCCUUUGCCCAAGGAGCCGUCAUAAGGAACUCUGAAAUCAGUGGGUAGGGAUAUUGGCAUUCAUGGUGUAAGGGGAAUAGAAGCCAGUCACCAGGUUAUAACAUUGUGUCUGUCCAUUCGCCAACUUUGGAGCUCCAGCCAAUCAGCAUCCUCGUCCAUCAGUAAGCGAUGCCACCCAGGGUGACUUUGACAGACUUGGCUCUACCAACAGCCCAACAUUCUCAGAACUCUCAAGUCUCCAGAAACCAACAUCGCCAACAUCGUCAUGGAAACCGCCCUAUUCCAAACUAGAAGAGACAUACAGUACGAUAUUCUUUCAACCAUCUGAGCAGGCAAUCAUGUGGAGUUUAACGGACACAAACCCAUCCGGCCAUCAAGUCAUUUUAAGUGUAUCCAUUUUGACGUCAUUCCUGGUACAAUUUUCCCUCCUGUGGAUUCUGGAUUCAAGAAACAUAUACAGUCUUUUCGACAAGGACAGACUGUAAACUCCAUAGGGAGGAAGAUGCCUCUGUUGGGUG
Molecule: messenger RNA, 1769 nt
Organism: Osmerus eperlanus (European smelt)
Lineage: Eukaryota; Metazoa; Chordata; Actinopteri; Osmeriformes; Osmeridae
Gene: tafa5l
Product: TAFA chemokine like family member 5, like
Exons: 6
Coding region: 878-1276 (132 amino acids)
Source: RefSeq, a predicted model, not a curated record